AUGGGUGGCCCGUUGGCAGACAUCGGGUCAAACCACCAGCGUCUGCCUAAGAAGACCGUUCAGCGGAACUCUUUCGUCCAGUUGCAGGAUGAGAACUCGAUUACAACUCCCAAGAAGACGCCCGAGCAAGACUCGCCCCACUACAUGGCCAGCACCAAGGCCUCGAUCAGUGCCCAAGCCACGGCUUCACGCUCAAAACUCCCGCGACGUGCUGUAACGCCUUCCUCCUUCUCGAGUACCGCUGCGAAGGGCCGAGCGUGGGUUGCGCUAGCUACAAAGCGAGUCCGCAGUGGACGCGGCAAAACGCCCGAUCACAGCAACGGCGCGCUAUCAGCAGUUGUGACAGCCCGCAUUGCGAAGAGCGGCGUGCCAGCGAUCUCCUCUCCUCUCGAGAAACGUCUUCCCAGUCUGCCAAUUGCCCAGAUCAGUACUUCGAGUCCAGCCAAGGCGAGCCGUACGCUCAUCGAUGCCGCCGAACGGCCUCUACGCAAGUCACCCGGAACACCAGAGGAGGCGGAGUGGCCUGCUCUAUCCCCUGAGAGGACAUCGACGUCCUCUGACACUGCACAGAGCUCAUCAGCGGAACAUUCCAUUCAAGACCUAGAAGUGUCUCACGCGGUCGAAGCGCAAUUCAUGGACAAACCCACCGCCGUGAUGGUUCGCCAAUCAGUCGCGGAUCCGGCCAGAACGCUUGAGGACGCAACGGCUACUUCGCCCGUUGCUGCAGGAUUACGGACUAUGGUGUGUGGUGACCAGGGCGCCAAUGACGAUGAACAAGCCACGAAGCGAAUGAAGGCCCGCCCUGCAUCUCGGAGCAGCCUACCCAUCGCGCGAACAAAGCUCCCGUCAUCACCAGUGACACCUACACCGUCGGUGGCUCGCAGCAGCCUUCCUCGAGGCCUUCCAAGAGCGACCAUCAAGACCCAUCCGCGCAGUUCACUUCCCAAGCCGAAGCGUGCUCCGUCUCCCCUGAUCAACAGUUUCAACCAGAGCGCUAGUCCCACGAGGGAUUCUUCAAGUCCACAGCUUAAGAACUCGCAAACAGUCAUGAGUGCUCAAUCUGAAGCAGUAUCGCCUUCAUCCAUCCGCGCAGUCAGCCAGUCACCGCCGUCAAACUACCACUCUCCUUCCGGCCAAAAUACUCAGCGGAACAAGCCACAACCGGACGGUCCUCGCAUCCCAAGCCGAAGCUCGUCACAAAAACCAUCUCCAGCCUCCCUCGAAGGGGAUUCUUCAAGCCCCAGUUCGAGCACCGCAGCAGGGACACGCGUUAGGCGACUAUCUUCAACCUCUUCAUGUAGCCGCGCAUCUGGGCUCGCUCCGGUCUUGACGGUUUCAGAAGACGCUGACAGAAUCAUAUACGGCGACCAUCCACCACCGCCGCCCCCAAAACCCCGCGCGCAGGCCACAGGCACCAUCAAGCGUGACUCAAGCAACGUUACCGGGCUUCGCAAGGCCUCGGAGCAUAGCCAGAAGGAACCGUCUGACCACGGCGCCAAAAGCUCUGGCAACAACGGUGUAGACGAAGGCGACGCGGUGUCUUACAAGUUUACGAUGUUUGAGAGCCCGAGACCAACAGGCGCUAGCACUGAAGAUAAAGCUGGCCUCCGUGGCAGCACGGGAGCUUCCACAUUACAGCAGCGCCCCACUUUUGUGAACCGUACCAACUUCAACCGUCCCUUGUUGUUCUCAGAAGACAUACAGUCGAUCGGUUUCCCGUCGAGGGUCCCGUCCCAGGCUGCCCAAGCGACUAAGACCACCGUCGCUCCGCACACGCUUAGAGCUCCGUCGCUCAUGAAUGCGAAGCUCUCAGCUGACCUCUCUCCUUACUCCAGCGUGGGCGAUUACCUGAAACAGGCCGAAUCCACGAAGUCCUCCAGAAACUCUAUGCCGAGGUCCGACUCGAAGGCUCGCCUCGCUCUCUCCGGUAUCCGUAGCAUUUUCCACAAGCGGGACCCGAAGUCUGCCUUGAGGGAGAAAGACCCGAACAAACGCAUGGCUAAUGUCACGUCUCAUGGUAGCUCUGCCAAAAAACCAAGGCAGUCCUUGUACAACGAUCAGCUACCCAGGACUUCGCAGGCUCUACCCGUUGUUAAUACUCCCCCAGUCCCUUCCGCUCGACUGUUUGUUCGCCCUCGCCACCCAUCCGAGUACAUCUCCGAAUCACCAUCCCUUGAAUCGCCCGCACCCACGGCAUCAAGCGAGACGGCCAGGCUAGCCACGGCGUUGAUCGAGCAAGCUCGCUCAGGACGGCUCGAUGCAUCGGAGCAGGCGCGCCUGCUUAGCCUUGGAGAGAUCAUGCUACACACUGCCAACUUCCAUGCGCGGUCUAGGCAGGCAAUGGAACGCGCCCAGCAGGCUGCACGUGAGGCGAAGUUGGCUCACGAGAUGACUAACGAAGUAUUGGCUGCGAUUGUCCGGAUUGUCCAUCAGUCAACGUCUGUCAGCGAUUUGCUUGGGCGCCGCUGA
Molecule: messenger RNA, 2469 nt
Organism: Coniosporium apollinis CBS 100218
Lineage: Eukaryota; Fungi; Ascomycota; Dothideomycetes
Exons: 2
Coding region: 1-2469 (822 amino acids)
Source: RefSeq, a predicted model, not a curated record